AGAGAACUUUUGGAAGCUGGUCUCAAUGUUUUAAUGCCAUUCAAUACAAAGGCACCUGGCUAGCCUUGUGGCUCUACGGGGGCCAUGGCAUUGAAACGAAAGGCUGCUUCCGAGGCUGUCCGGAAUGCAAAGCGCAUCCAGACGCAGGCCCUGGAUAGCUCCGAUCCGAUUUAUGGGGAACCCCAAUCGGAUAUAGACUAUGAGUCUUCCGAAAAUGGAAGCGUUGCUGGGGACGAUGGUGAUGAACACACUGAGACUCCAAUGACGCCCUUCUCACCGUCCUCCUCAAAAUAUCCGUCAGAGUUGAAGACACACCUUUGCCCUUUCGAUGGAUGUACGAAAGCCUUCAAUCGGCCGGCUCGAUUACAAGAGCAUAUUCGGUCCCAUAACAAUGAGCGAAUGUUCAGUUGUACGUACGACGGAUGCGAUAAAACCUUUCUUCGGGCCUCGCACCUCAACCACCAUAUUAAGAGUGCACACACCUCAAUCCGAGAUUAUGUCUGUGAUAGGGAAGGCUGUGGGAAGAGCUUUGUCACUGGCUCCCGGCUACGGAGACACCUUGCGGCACAUGAUGGGAGGGACAAGUAUCGCUGUACAGAAUAUCCGCCCUGUUCGGAGACAUUCCGGAAACACUCGACCCUCCAGAAACAUGUCAUGAUGGUGCACCAAAAUCGGAAACCUUUCCCAUGCCCUCACGUUGAUCCCAUUACGGGACAAAAAUGUGGGCAGGCAUUCGAUACAGCAGGCCACUUGAAAGCACAUGAGGCACGUCUACACACGGAGAAGCGGUUUAGCUGCGCGGAAUGCUCCCAACAAGCAGAAAAUGAUACCAAGCCUCCUGCUGAAUUAUACUUUACAACCUACGCGAUGCUCCAAGCACAUAUCAGAACGGUGCACCCUCCAAGAUGUGCAAACUGUCCGAUUGUCUGUUCCACGUCACGAGAGCUCCGUCGUCACCUCGAGGUCGUACACGGCGACGUUAGCCUCGAAGAGCGAAAGAUUUUUCCAUGCACUGUUCCCGGAUGUGACCGAAGUUUCACUAAGAAAGGCAACUUGACAGUCCAUGUGCGGACCGUGCAUGACGGAGAGAAACGAUUUGUCUGCGGAGAAAUCGAUCUUUCGUCCUCGAAGAAAGUCGACGGAUGGAAUGGUGAAGGCUGUGGAAAGCGCUAUGGCAGUAAGCUCGCAUUGGAAGAGCAUGUCCGGACCGCACACCUAGGGUUCCAAAACGCCAAAGCAGAACGCAGGCAACGCCUUGGACUGAGCAAGGCACAAAGUCGAGUCAGGCAGCCUGUACCAUCCGCUCUGGCGACCCUGACUGGGGAAGGCUAUGCCGAGGAGACUGGCCGCCAUAUCGCAUGCUUUGUUGAAGGUUGCAGUCAUAGGUUCCACCGUGACUACGACCUUUGGGUGCAUAUGAACAGCAAGCACAACUGUUCAGAAGACGAGAUUCAAAACCUAUUUACCCAACGAGCGCUGUUGACGGCUGGAAUCAUGGACGACCCGAAUCCUUUCGGAAUAUAUGGCAUGGAGUUUGAUGAUGAACAUAUCACCUCGCUCCAGCUCCUCAAAGGUACUGGUAGCGACUCUCACACUGCCGCCGCCAAUGCUUCCAAUUGCCCCGCUACUGAGACAGAUUUCUUCGAGGCUUCUCGAACAUUUGAUGAUAUGAUUAUGGAGCAUGCUUAUACUUCAAAUCGUUGCGGAGAACCCACCGAUUUUACGAUACCCAAUGACGACACGACAAUGAUUGACCCUGUACUAGCUUACAACUUGAUGGAAGGUUGAGCGACUGUUAUUCGUGCUAGCUUUUUUGUUGGAUCUGAGGACUUCCUGAGAGCUAUUACAUGUGAAUGUUCGCGAAAUUUUGCAAUAGGCUACAUUUUGAUGGCCUUGAGGAACCAUGGCGUUACUUUUACAAUUGAUUUCGUCCUCACUUUGAAAACUAUCUUGUAAAGACAUCAGCGUCUGAUGUCCGAGAUUCUUAUGAACUAUGACCUCUAAAGGUUCCUUGCUUUUUACAUCAUCCGCUAAGAAUAUCAAUUUUGCGAUCCAUCUUGACAUAGGUCGAAUUACUAUUUCCGUCGACCUGCAGAGUAAGUCAUGCUUUAGGGAAGGCGGUUAAAGAUGGCAGAAAUCAUCCAGCGGUAAAGAGCUUCGAGG
This is a messenger RNA of Paecilomyces variotii, 2163 nucleotides long. RefSeq lists its product as hypothetical. The coding region runs from base 85 to 1788 and encodes 567 amino acids. Gene Ontology annotation, biological process: regulation of transcription by RNA polymerase II. The transcript has 2 exons. The record is from RefSeq and is a predicted model, not a curated record. Lineage: Eukaryota; Fungi; Ascomycota; Eurotiomycetes; Eurotiales; Thermoascaceae. Gene Ontology annotation, cellular component: nucleus.